Molecule: messenger RNA, 1272 nt
Organism: Xenopus laevis (African clawed frog)
Lineage: Eukaryota; Metazoa; Chordata; Amphibia; Anura; Pipidae
Gene: neurog2.S
Product: neurogenin 2 S homeolog
Biological process (GO): positive regulation of transcription by RNA polymerase II; forebrain development; axon development
Cellular component (GO): nucleus
Molecular function (GO): protein dimerization activity; protein heterodimerization activity; DNA-binding transcription factor activity
Source: RefSeq, marked provisional
GCGCAACACUUGAGCUGGAGUGCGGGGCGCGUGUCACACACACACUGAACUGCCACUGACACCAGAGACACAGCGAGUGGGAACCCCCUGCUACUACAGGACUAGGAGAAAAGCCGCACAGCCUGCAGCGCCGCGACCCGACUCACCUGCUGCUCCCGGAGCCACAAGCCUGGCGCACAAGAUGGUGCUGCUGAAGUGCGAAUACCGCGAUGAGGUGUCGGAACUGACCUCUGUCUCCCCCUGCUCCGUGUCCUCCUCCUCUUCACACCCGUCCCCGGCGAUGCAGACGUGCAGCUCGGACGAUGAGCAGCUACACAGUCCGACAAGCCCGACGCUCACGCACCUGCAGCAGGGACGGGACCAGGGGGAGGAGAACAGCCCGCGAUGCAGGAGGAGCCGAGCCCGCGGAGACACCGUGCUGAAGAUCAAGAAGACCCGGCGCGUUAAAGCCAAUAACCGCGAGAGGAAUCGCAUGCACCACCUGAACUAUGCGCUCGAUUCUCUGAGGGAGGUUCUACCGUCAUUACCCGAAGACGCCAAACUCACCAAGAUAGAGACCUUGCGCUUUGCCCACAACUACAUCUGGGCUCUUAGCGAAACUUUGCGCCUGGCCGACCAGCUGCACGGAUCUACUUCCACCCCAGCAGCAGCCAUAUUGGUACAGGACUCCUAUCCUUCCCUGAGCCCCUCCUGGAGCUGCAGCUCGUCCCCAUCCUCCAACUCUUGCGACUCCUUCUCCCCGACCAGCCCUGCCAGCUCCACCUCGGACAGUAUUGAGUACUGGCAGCCCUCUGAGCUCCGCUUGAACCCCUUCAUGUCUGCCCUUUGAACGCACAGGACUAUGGGUGAUUUUAACUUUUUACACUUUAAAUUCCUGCUUCCCAUAAGGGUCAAGUACUGCAGGGGUUACAUAUCAAGUUUACCUCAGGGGGGCCCACAGCAAAUUCUUUUCCUGGGCCCUAAAAUGUCCUCUGAAUUUGAGCCCAUAUAGUGCAAUGGUAUAACCCUGCAAUGGUAUAAUCCAGCAAUGGUAUAAUCCUGCAUCGUUACCUAAUUGUACUUUGUGGGGUCUGCUGAUGGGGGACAAGUGUUUGACCUGUGUCCAGAGUUUCACAUUUACUCCCCCUUUUGGUAUAUCUCUGGCAGCAACACUUGCUGUGUCUGUUUCAUCGUUAGCUAUGUGUAUUAGGAAACUGUCUAUCCCUCAUCUGCACCUGUUAGACUACAGCUACCAACUUCCUGUUACCAGGGGGCUACUGGGUAAUGUAGUUC